Molecule: messenger RNA, 477 nt
Organism: Penicillium samsonianum
Lineage: Eukaryota; Fungi; Ascomycota; Eurotiomycetes; Eurotiales; Aspergillaceae
Exons: 2
Coding region: 1-477 (158 amino acids)
Source: RefSeq, a predicted model, not a curated record
AUGACAAUCCAAUUCCCAAUCAUGUCAUUCGACUAUUUCCAGCCAAGCCCAGCCAAGAAAUUCGUCUCUCUCACCAAACACCCUUGGGCGACUAGCGGGAAAAUCAACACCGUCUUUCACGAGCUCAAGCCCCUUCAGCCAGACGACUUGAUCGGCGAAUGGGACGGAUAUAUCCUUGCCACAGGCCACCCAUUCGAAGACGAACUGGACACGCUAAAUUGGUUCGGCAAUACAUUUUAUUCCACCGACGACGUGGCGCCGCUGACUGUUGCACGGAACGGGGAGCGGGUGUCCUUCGAGGAUUGGGGGCGUGCAUCUCUACGUGAAAUCAAAUAUAAUGGAGUCGUCUCUGCGACUUUGGUCUACGAUAAGCGACCAAUGAUGGUGUAUUAUCGAGCUGUGAAACAUAACAUGGUGGCCGGGUGUAUUGAGAGUAAAGAGUGGCAGGGGAAGGUCUACUUCUAUUUGACGAGAUAA